CAUUAGGGAAUUUUUACUACACGAGCUGGUGAACCGGCCAACCACUCGAGUAAUGAAAACCUUUUCUCAGCAACAGAGGCAAAUUCAUCCAUUUGUUUGCAUAUCAAACCUAAUGUGUUCAUUUAUUUUAGCUUUUGCAUGCAUGGGUCUGGUUUAUUUAUAUUAUUGGUAACAGAAGAAAAAUCUUUUGUAUUCUUUGACCAAGUUGAGCAGAAUUUAUGACUGCAGCGGCUACUAAAAACAGCUUUCAAAAAUACGACUUAUGCACUCGGAAACAACAAAGAAAUUAAAGAUUUUUUGUCAUUUGAAGCCGAUGCAAGCUCUUUAACCAUGUAUACAUGCAAAUAAGCUACAAACGACUUUCAUAAUACCUACUAAAGAUUCCUUGAGUUUGGAAACAAAGGUUUUUAUCGUAAGACAAGGGACAUUUGAUGAAGCAGAAUUCAGGAAGCGUAGUUUUCAAACAAAACGUUUUAGAACUGAGUGUAAGAGUUAAAGAUCUUUAGAGUUUUGUUGCUGUUAAAAUAUACAAAACUAGUUCAUGUUUGGGGAUGCGUGUCGUUAUCUAAUCUUACAAUUGAAGACGUCUGUGAUUUGUUUUGCCGGCACAAAAAGAGUUUCAGAAAUGAAGAUAGUAUUUGUUUUAUUUCUGGCGUUUGGCUUAGUCAACAGCGAGUCUGGUCUUUUUACAGCUGAUGAAGAGAGUCCUGGGAAUGACGGCGGUCCUAUGCCUGAUGCUUACAUGGCGGUCAGGAUUAUCGAGGGACCAGAUGACAAAACUGUAGGAGACAUGACUAAACGAGCUGAUGUGCCCGUUAAGGAUCAACGAUGUCGUUGGAGCGUACACGAACUUCAUAACGAAGGCUCAAUCUUGCUUUGUCAAUGUCUGAAAUGCGUCUGUACGAAAACACGUUGGUUAUGUGACUAUCACUUCAAACAAUGUCCAUUCUUCCAUUGUGGGCAGAAAAUAUUCAGUCCAAUCACACAGAAAUGUUGCUGUGGUGAUAUUUACGCCAUCAAACAGAACUGGAGAUGUUGUGGUUACAGAUACUUUGACACAAAAGCUCAGAAAUGCUGCGCAUAUGGAACACUCUUGGGAAAGGACAAAACCUGCCCGCGUUCAAGCGUUUGAGUUUGCAGUAUUGAGUCGAAAGAAUGCAGAAUAUUAGAAGUUUGUUUGCAAAUGCAACUCGCAUCAUAUUAUUGGGAAAUCAAUGCAUUGAAUAGUUUAGAUAUUUCUUAUGAAAAAUACUAACAUAUACGAUCAUUUAGGGUCAGGCUGUUAAAGUUAA
Messenger RNA from Dendronephthya gigantea, 1292 nucleotides. RefSeq lists its product as uncharacterized. The record is from RefSeq and is a predicted model, not a curated record. The coding region runs from base 542 to 1132 and encodes 196 amino acids. The transcript has 6 exons. NCBI's taxonomy places the organism in Eukaryota, Metazoa, Cnidaria, Anthozoa, Malacalcyonacea, Nephtheidae.